AUGCCUACCCAAGAAAUAGGUGCCCCCAUCCCGAACGUCCCCCAUGCCGUGUCGGUGAGCUUGCCCACCUGGGAAGCCACUGUGGGCUACGAAGAGGGCGAAAGCUGGGUGGUCAACAAGAUGACCUCAGGCUACCCUAGAUUCUUCAUCCAUACCUCCAUCAAGAAAUUGGCCAAAAAGCUCGAAGAAAAGUACGGCAGACAGAACGAGGUUGCUGUGAUCUUCCCCUCGUACAAGGUGGCCAAACGGUGCCGGGAGUUUGUUAAGACCCACGCUGGCUCGGAUGCCAAUGGAUCUGCGGUCCGUAUCCUCCAGUUAAGCACUCCUCCUCCAGCCAACGCCGACGAGAGCUCCACCAAGAUCGAGUCCAACAUCGGCGUGGUGUUCUUGCAGGCCUCGCUCUUCCCCCUUGCCAAGUCCUACUGGCAGCACUCAGGCGAGGGUAUCAGUUCCAGAAUGGGAGAGUAUGUUCUCCAUGCGUUGUUUGGAGACGAGGACGAUGGAUCUGUCGGCAAUUCAGGCUACUCCAAUGCCCUGCAACAGGCCCAGCAGAUCCAACGCAGGUCGCCCUCCAUCGCAGCCUCGUUCUCCUCCAUCAACGCCCCCGACAAGGUGGCAGAAAAAGAGUACAAUGCCUUCAUCGAACACAAGUUCGGCAGAGUGUUGGACUUGAAGUUUGCCAAACAGGCAAAAAUAGCAUUGAGAAGAAGAAUCUGUGGUAAGGUCGAUCACUCCCACAACCAGCAAGAAGAAAUCGAAAAGGCAAAGAGAGGCAAAAACUUGAGUGAAACCGACGUCUAUUUGUUUCCUACGGGCAUGGCAUCCAUCUUCUUCGCCCACUACGCCCUCCUUCAAACUUGGAGCACGCCCAAGAAAUCGGUGUGUUUCGGGUUCCCAUAUGUGGACACCCUCAACAUCCUCAAGAAAUUCGGUCCGGGUGUGCACUUCUUGGGGCUUGGAGAUGAUGCCUCGUUGGAUACCCUUGAAAAACAGCUUGAGUCUGGUGAGAUCGAUGUGAUGGCACUUUUCUGUGAAUGUCCAUCCAACCCGUUGUUGAAAACGCCCAAUUUGAAGAGAAUCCGUUCCUUGGCCGAUAAAUAUGAUUUUGCAGUUGUCAUCGAUGAGACCGUGGGUAACUUCUUAAAUAUCCAUGUGUUACCUUACGCCGAUAUGGUUGCAUCCUCGUUGACAAAAGUGUUUUCCGGUGACUCUAAUGUGAUGGGUGGCUCUCUUAUAUUGAAUCCUCUUGGAAAGCAUUAUCACAAGUUCAAGGAAUUCUUCGACGAAGAAUAUGAAGACUUGUUCUGGGACGAAGACGGGUUAUACUUGGAAAGAAACUCCCGUGACUUUGCUGAAAGAUCGGCUAAGAUCAACGAAAACUCUUUGUUGGCAGUGGACUUGCUCCAGAAGCUGCCCUUAAUUUCCAAAGUGUAUUAUCCAAGUAUUGGAGAAUCCAAAAAGUAUUAUGAAGAAAUCAAGACUCCAGAUGGAGGCUACGGAGGCUUAUUAUCUUUUCUUUUCCAUAACCCCAUCCAUGCCGUUCGUUUCUUCAAUGCAGUCAAUUUGCACAAGGGCCCAUCUUUGGGUACCAAUUUCACGUUGGCGUGCCCAUAUGCGAUUUUGGCUCAUUACCAGGAAUUGGACGAAAUUGCCAAGUGGGAUGUGGAUAGAAACUUGAUCAGAAUAAGUAUUGGGUUGGAAGAUCCCGACGAGUUGUUGGGAGUAUUGCAAAAGAGCUUAGAUUCUGCAAGUGACCCUUGA
Molecule: messenger RNA, 1761 nt
Organism: Suhomyces tanzawaensis NRRL Y-17324
Lineage: Eukaryota; Fungi; Ascomycota; Pichiomycetes; Serinales; Debaryomycetaceae
Gene: STR2
Product: cystathionine gamma-synthase
Exons: 1
Coding region: 1-1761 (586 amino acids)
Biological process (GO): transsulfuration
Molecular function (GO): cystathionine gamma-synthase activity; pyridoxal phosphate binding
Source: RefSeq, a predicted model, not a curated record